Messenger RNA from Acanthosepion pharaonis, 666 nucleotides. NCBI's taxonomy places the organism in Eukaryota, Metazoa, Mollusca, Cephalopoda, Sepiida, Sepiidae. The record is from the annotation of a GenBank genome assembly.
AUGGAAAAUGUGUUUUUUUUUAGAAAGAAAUGGAAUUGGAAAGCUGGAAUUAGUGAUGAUGAUGAUGAUGAUGAUGAUGAUGAUGAUGAUGAUGAUGAUGCCAGUGGCAAGAAGCUUUUGAUGAACACUUCUGGAAUGCGGUUCCUUCAUUUUCCUUUCUUUCAAUUCACUGCUGAAGUGAAUGAAAUGAAGCUGUUGUCGCUGUCCCUCCAAGCUGUCAUCUCAACAAAAGACGGUAUAACGAGGAGACAAAAGAACAAGCCGCGUUCAUUUUCUAUCUACUUACCUAUUUACCUAACUACCUACCUACAUUAUCUAUCUAUCUAUCUAUCUAUCUAUCUAUCUAUCUAUCUAUCUAUCUAUGAGUAUGACUGUAAAUGCGAUAUCUAUCUAUCUAUCUAUCUAUCUAUCUAUCUAUCUAAAUGUGUCCAUUUUCGAUCUAUCUAUCUAUCUAUCUAUCUAAAUGUGUCCAUUUCGAUCUAUCUAUCUAUCUAUCUAAAUGUGUCCAUUUCGAUCUAUCUAUCUAUCUAUCUAUCUAUCUAUCUAUCUAAAGGCGUUCAUUUUCUACCUACCUACUUACCCACCUACCUACUUCUCUAUCUCUAUCUCUAUCUUAACGAAGUAUUUGCAACAUUAAAACAUCGAAGACAGUAUCUGUGUCGUUGA